AUGGCGUCUCAUCUAUUUUCCCGAUACCGGAUCCGGAUCUCUCUCCUGAAAACCCUGAAACCCAAUCAUUACCCCUCCAUCAGACCCAUUUCCGGCACCACCUUCCUCUCUCAGGAUCCUCAGCUCGCAACCGAUCACGACCCGUCGAAUCUUGAGGCAGGGUCCACGCCGCUUCCUCCGAAUCCGGCGACGGGAAGUCCCCUUUACCAAGAGAACUGGCGGAGCCCGAUCCCGUCAUUCAGCCAGUCUCUCGUCCCUUUGGGAUUUCUAAAUCAGGCUCCUGCUGUUCGAAUCCGAGCUCUCUCUGAAACGCUCGACAUGAACUCGCUGCUCAAUAUGUUCGCCGAUUGGACCGCCUCGCAGCGUUGGUCCGACAUGAAGCAGCUUUUUGAGUUCUGGGUUCGAUCGCUUGACAAGAAUGGGAAGCCGAACAAGCCUGAUGUCAACCUUUACAAUCAUUACCUUCGGGCUAACUUGAUGAUGGGGGCUACGGCUGGUGACAUGCUUGAUCUGGUUGCUCUAAUGGACGAUUUCUCUGUUGCACCCAUCACAGCAUCUUAUAAUCUAGUCUUGAAGGCUAUGCACCAGGCAAGAGAGACUGAGGCCGCCCAGAAGCUGCUCGAACGGAUGCUGCUGUCGGGGAAAGAAUCUCUUCCGGAUGAUGAAUCAUAUGAUUUGGUUAUUGGAAUGCUGUUUUUGACUGGGAAGAAUGACGAAGCCAUGAAACUUAUGGACAUGGCGCUAAAAUCUGGUUAUAUGUUAUCAACCACAGUUUUUAGUGAUUGUGUUCGUAGUUGUGUAGCCAGAGGUAGGACAGAUACACUGGUUUCUAUCAUCGAGAGGUGUAAGGCUGUUGAUCGGAACAAGUCCCUAUGUCCUAGCUGGAUACUGUGUACUUAUAUGGCAGAAGUUGCAAUUCAAGAGGAUAAUAGCAUAUUAGCAUUUAAUGCGUUUGAAUUUAUGUUCAAGUGGAUCACUAGGGGCGAAAUGGCUAGACCCUCGGUUUUACUUUCUGUUGAUGAAGGGCUGGUAGUAGCAGCUCUUGCAACUGCUGCUAGGACAUGCGAUUCAACUUUAGUAGAUGGAUCAUGGAUGAUUCUGAAACGAUCUCUGCGUGGGAAAAAGGCAGCCAACCCUGCAUCUUACAUUGCAAAGAUAAAUGCUUAUGCAUCGUUGGGGAAUCUGCUUAAAGCUUUCAUCGCGCUUGAUGAAUUUGAAUCCGCAUAUGCAGACUCUGAGAAAGAAGUUGUUGAGGAGUUGCUUUCACCUUUUACAUCCUUAUAUCCGCUGGUUGUGGCCUGCUCUAAGAAAGGCUUUGAGACACUGGAUGAGGUAUACUUCCAGUUGGAGACAUUGAGUCAAGGUGAUACUCCAUAUAAGUCUGUUGCUGCUCUAAACUGUAUAAUUCUUGGCUGCGCAAACACAUGGGAUUUGGAUCGUGCUUAUCAGACAUUUGAUGCAAUAAGUGCUUCUUUUGGGCUGACUCCUAACAUUGAUUCGUACAAUGCUUUAAUAUAUGCAUUUGGAAAGGUCAAGAAGACAUCUGAAGCUACAAGAGUAUACGAGCAUCUGGUUAGCUUAGGUGUUAAACCUGAUCCCCGGACGUAUUCAAUGCUGGUUGAUGCUCAUCUCAUUAACCGGGAUCCCAAAUCAGCCCUGACCGUCAUUGAUGACAUGAUCAAUGCUGGAUUUGAACCUUCCAAGGAGACAUUGAAAAAGCUGCGACGGCGAUGUAUCAGGGAAUUAGACUAUGAAACCGAUGAUCAUGUGGAGUCAUUGGCCAAGAAGUUUCAGAUAAGGAUGGGAUCAGAGAACCGCAGGAACAUGCUUUUCAACAUAGAUUACUCCAGAGGGCGUGCGCAGUAA
This is a messenger RNA of Arabis nemorensis, 1866 nucleotides long. Lineage: Eukaryota; Viridiplantae; Streptophyta; Magnoliopsida; Brassicales; Brassicaceae. The record is from the annotation of a GenBank genome assembly.